UGCUGCAAUGACAGCCUGAAAGUGCAGCAGCCUCUGGAUUCUGCAUUGAAACUGAAAGCCAGCCUUCCAUUGCACAGAGAACUGUUAUUACUGCUACUAUUGUUGUGCUUAUUCGUUUCUGCACAAAAGAGACUGCUCCUCGAAAUAUGGCCAGUAGCAAUGCAUCCAGUUUACAGGAUGCCCAGAGCAGGCGUUGCAAAAUUCUAUCUUAUAUGUUCUAUCAGGCUGUCCGAGAUCACAAGCCUGUGUGGUUGCUAGAGGACAUGAGGACUAUGGAGUAUUUCUACUGGGAAGAGAGUGCUAAUAUGAGGACAUAUUCUCCUUCAGAAGCUUUGCUGUAUGCUGUGGUGCACAAUCAUCUGCCUUAUGCCCAGUAUCUUCUGUCUCAUUUUCCGGAGGAGGCUCUCAAAGUUCCUGGAGAGCAUUUUUGCUAUUGCCCAUCCUCUGCUCCUCAUUUAGCAAUGGCUGUAACCUAUGACAGGAGGGAUAUUCUGGGGCUGAUCAUCAGCAUCGCACACAAGCUGCCUAGCCUGAACUCUUACAUCAAUAGGACCGGCUGUUUUCAUCUUGAAGAUGGCAAGACCCCUCUGCAUCUCGCCUGUGAGCUCCUGAGAUCAGAGACUGUUCUCAUCUUGCUAGGAAAUGGAGCUUCUCCUAGGAUAGAAGACAACAAAGGACUCACUCCACUGGAUGUCAUCCUGGAACAGAUGUGGGAUUCCAAAGUCAAUGUGGCUCCCAAAAAACUCUGCCUUGACUACCUCUUGCUCUUCAUGCCUAGCCCUCGCUUUAAGCUGCAGAAGGUCUUGCGGGAACAUCCUGAACCCUGGGCAGUGCUGCUUGGAGAAGACAAGUUCAACAGCCUGGUGGGGAACACACCUGCAUCUUUAUACCUGCAAGCUAUGCAAACCAUCCUCCAGAUUCUCCCACCCUCUCAUUUCCCUAAAAGCAUCCAGGAACUACCUAUACCUCAGGCACUAAAGCCCCUGCCUUGCAUGGGCAAACAGCACCUGGCAAAAAAUGGGGUAAACAAUUUUUCCUGAUCUACUCUUUUUUUUUCAGGAUUAAAAUCAAAGAUAAGUGAUCAGGUAGGAUUUUCAAUGAUGUGAGAGAUAUAAUUUUAUUUAUGCUAAAUAAAACUAGUUUGAGGUCAGUCAUAAGGAUUGCUGCCUGUGAAAUUUUGAAGUUUAGACAUGUAUUUAUCCCUGGUACCACUGAAAAUCCUACUAAUAUGAUUUGUGAAAUGCUAUUGCUGUUAUUCUUGUUAGUGUUUCAAUGGAUUACAAGCAUUGAACUUUUGAAAGAAAAAAAAUCUAUUUUGUGUUAUGCAUGUGAAAGAUUAAAAUUACCUGAGCUGUUUCCCUUUUAUGUUUUACCUAUUGAAAUCUGGGUAGUACCAUAAUGCCAAUUGCUAAUACCUAGAUAAAUUAUCCCGGUUUUUAAAAAGCAGAGUAGCCAUUGGGCAUUAUGUGGACUUGGACUCCUGUAUGAUACGCUGGUGCUGUGAUUUAAUUCUCCUGUGGGAGGAUUCUAGGUUUUGUGUCUCCCCCCCCCCAUGUCGUUUCCCCCAAGGAACAUGUGGGACUGAGCCAAAGACUCGUCUAUUGCCUUAUAAACCAGCAGUUAUCAUUUUAACCAGGAAAAGAGUAGUCCUCAAUCUGCAGUGAUAAGGAAUCCCUUUGCUGCAGGUUACUAUUGUAAUCCUAAUGAAAUCUUGGGCUGUUAAAUAAAAAUUGUUUGGAAUCUUUAUUUUGGAAAGGCUGAGAGGGUUUAGGAGCACAUAGAGUCAGAAUGUCUGUUGGAAGCUGAGUGCUGUGGAAGGCCCACUGUGGUUCAUCAGGAGUGGAAAUUGCAAGUCACAGUGAUUUCUUUUCCACUAUAGAUGUCCCCUUCAGGAGCCAGGCUAUGUUUGGUUGCUUCAUUACAUUAAAGCAAUGCAUAACCCAACUCUGUUUUGUUUUGUUUUUUGUGGCAGUGGGGGAGGGGAUGAUCAUAUAUAGUUCUCUGCUAGUCAAUUUAAAUUGUUCAACCUGCAGGAGAAUGCAAGAGAUUUGCUUGAAUCUUUAUGCUAUGUUGUGCUCUAGCCGUGCUAAAUCAAGGAAUGCUUAGCAAGUGAAGCCUUGGGAAUGAUCAUCUGGCGGGCUUUAUUAAAAUGAAAAAUGUUUCACUAGCAUAUUUGCCUAAAUAUCUUGCUUCCCUCUCUAUGGCAUUCUCAUUCCAGUUUAUUGCUUUUUUCACUGAGGUGCCAUAGUUAAGAAGUGUCCUUCAUGAUGUUCUAUACUAUCAGUAUGCAUUAGUUUUGUAAGUAUGAGCCUGGAACAGUGUUUCUCAACCUCAGCAAAUUUAAGAUGGGUGGAUUAUAACUUUCAGACUUUCUCCAACCCUAACUUUGGCUAGGGAAUUCUACAAGUUGAAGUCCACCCAUCUGAAAGUUGCUGAUGCUAGAACAAUCCUGGCUUGCUGACAUGAUUUAUAUCUUUCCAAAGAAUUAUAACUUUUUAAAACUAGUGAGAUGUUCACAUUUUAGAUUGGCCACAUGUCCUUUUUUGCAGAAGUCUGUCCUUUUAAA
Molecule: messenger RNA, 2566 nt
Organism: Crotalus tigris (Tiger rattlesnake)
Lineage: Eukaryota; Metazoa; Chordata; Lepidosauria; Squamata; Viperidae
Product: ankyrin repeat domain-containing protein 9-like
Exons: 1
Coding region: 147-1040 (297 amino acids)
Molecular function (GO): protein binding
Source: RefSeq, a predicted model, not a curated record